GCUGAGAAGCCGGUGGGUGAAAGAAAAGAGCUAGGGCUCUCUGAAGGCGAAAGUUUAGAGAGAGCUUGAAUUUCCCGGGAAAGAGAGAUUUAAGGGUGAAAACUGAAAAGAGUAGAAGAGACCGUUGCCCUUUUUAAACACAGCCCUAAGAUCGGAAUCGGGCAAUGACUGCUCCGGCUGAGAUCGUUAUCCCCGUGGAGCACGCGGAGAAGACGAAGACGCUGAUCGGUGCACUCAACCUCAUCUCUCGCAACCUUCCGCUUCCCCCCGAUGUCUUUCACGCCAUUUCUUCCAUAUACAACAACGACGCUGCCGCCGAUGGGGUUUUGCCGGAUGGCGAGCCAGCGGCGGCGGAGGAGCUCGGUUCUCCCGAUUCUUUGGACCAGUCGCUUUAUGGGGCCCCACAUGGAGGUGAUUUAAUUACAGAAUUUGAAGAUGCACUAGUGGAGCUUCAAGAUAACCACUUGUCUAGUACAGCAUUAAGGAACAGAAAGGAAAGUCGGUUCCAAAGCUUAAUUCAGCAUCGUCUUACAGAGCUUGAAGGGUUGCCAUCAAGUAGAGGAGAGGAUCUGCAGAUGAAGUGCUUGCUUGAGCUCUAUGGUCUAAAGUUGGUACAAUUACAGAGGAAGGUGCGUGCAGAUGUUAGUGCAGAGCACUGGUUAUAUGAAAAAUGUGCAUAUCCUGAAAAACAAUUGUUUGAUUGGGGAAUGAUGCGCCUGCGGCAUCCUUUUAGCAUGUAUGGUAUUGGCGAUACUUAUGCAAUGGAAGUUGAUGAUCGUCAGAGGAAAAAAAGAGAUGCAGAGAGGCUUUCCAGGCUUGAAGAGGAAGAAAAGAAUCGCAUGGAGACCAAGAAGAGGAAAUUUUUUGCUGAAAUACUUAAUGCUGCUCGAGAGUUUCAAUUACAAGCACAAGCUGCUUUGAAACGAAGAAAACAGAAAAAUGAUGGUGUUCAGGCAUGGCAUGCAAGGCAAAGGCAACGAGCUACUCGUGCAGAAAAGUUGAGGUUUCAGGCAUUAAAAGCAGAUGACCAAGAAGCAUAUAUGAGAUUGGUUGAAGAGAGCAAGAAUGAGCGGCUGACCAUGCUUCUUGGAAAAACAAAUGAGCUUCUUGUUUGCCUUGGUGCUGCAGUCCAGAGACAGAAAGAUGCUGAACAUUUUGAUGAUCUUGAAGCCUUGAAAGGUUCCGAGCCUGUUGAUCCUUCUCUCUCUAAAACUGGAACUCCAGGAGAACUAAUUUUAGAUGAAGAUAAGGAUAUUGUUGACAUCGAGUCUGGUCCAGAUUUCCAUACAAAUGAUUUUCUUGAAGGACAAAGGCAAUAUAAUUCUGCUGUUCAUUCCAUUCAAGAAAAGGUAACUGAGCAACCAGCUAUGCUCCAGGGUGGAGAAUUAAGAUCUUAUCAGUUAGAAGGACUUCAAUGGAUGCUUUCUUUGUUUAACAACAAUCUAAAUGGUAUCCUUGCUGAUGAGAUGGGCCUAGGUAAGACAAUUCAGACUAUUGCAUUGAUUGCAUAUCUGAUGGAGAACAAAUGUGUCAGUGGUCCGCACAUGAUCAUAGCUCCAAAGGCUGUAUUGCCAAACUGGCUUCAUGAAUUUUCAACUUGGGCACCUAGUAUAUCAACUGUUUUAUAUGAUGGAGGGGUAAAUGAAAGAAAGGCUAUAAAAGAUGAGAUUUCUGGAGAAGGAAAGUUUAACGUUUUGAUCACCCACUAUGACCUUAUAAUGAAAGAUAAAGUAUUUCUGAGGAAGAUUCAUUGGUUCUAUAUGAUAGUUGAUGAAGGGCAUCGCUUAAAAAAUCAUGAGUGUGCUCUUGCAAGAACGUUGGCCUCUGGCUUUCAUAUUAGGCGGAGACUUCUUUUGACUGGUACUCCGAUACAGAAUAGUCUUCAGGAACUGUGGUCAUUGCUUAAUUUCCUUCUACCUAGCAUCUUUAAUUCGGUACAGAAUUUCGAGGAAUGGUUUAAUGCUCCGUUUGCAGAUAAGUGUGAGGUUAGUCUUACAGAUGAGGAACAGCUUUUGAUUAUUCGACGUUUACAUCAAGUUAUAAGACCAUUUUUACUCAGAAGAAAGAAGGAUGAGGUCGAAAAGUAUCUUCCAGGGAAAACCCACGUGAUAUUAAAAUGUGAUAUGUCUGCAUGGCAGAAAGCAUACUACCAGCAGAUUACAGAUAUUGGAAGGGUUGGGCUAGAAUCUGGCAGUGGAAGGUCUAAAGGUCUCCAGAAUUAUUCGAUGCAGCUCAGAAAGUGUUGCAAUCAUCCGUUUUUGUUUGUAGAAGAUUAUAACAUGUGGCAGAGAGAACAGAUUUUUCGAGCAUCUGGAAAAUUCGAGCUGCUUGACCGGCUGCUUCCAAAACUGAAAAGAGCUGGUCAUAGAAUUCUCCUUUUUUCUCAAAUGACUCGCUUAAUAAAUAUUCUUGAGAUCUAUUUGGACAUUUAUGGUUACAAGUAUCUUAGGCUUGAUGGUUCAACCAAGACCGAAGAACGAGGUGCUAAACUGAAACUGUUCAAUGCACCUGAUUCUGACUACUUCAUGUUUCUUUUAAGCACUCGAGCUGGAGGUCUUGGAUUAAAUUUGCAAACUGCAGAUACUGUUAUUAUCUUUGACAGUGACUGGAACCCUCAAAUGGAUCAGCAAGCAGAAGACCGGGCCCAUCGAAUUGGCCAGAAGAAGGAGGUUCGUGUCUUUGUGCUCGUAAGUGUGGGAUCCAUAGAAGAGGUGAUUUUAGAGCGUGCAAAGCAGAAGAUGGGUAUCGAUGCGAAGGUCAUCCAGGCAGGAUUGUUCAACACUACUUCUACAGCUCAGGACAGACGAGAAUUGCUGGAGGAGAUUAUGCGAAGAGGAACUGAUUCACUUGGAACAGACGUUCCCAGUGAGAGAGAGAUAAACCGGCUUGCAGCUCGAAAUGAAGAGGAAUUUUGGUUAUUUGAGAAAAUGGAUGAGGAGAGGAGGCAAAGGGAGAGAUACAAGUCGAGGCUGAUGGAAGAAUUUGAGGUGCCAGAUUGGGUAUACUUCAAGAACAUAGAUGUCAAGACUAAAAGGACAGCAGAUGGGGAUAGUAAUCAAGCUUUGGGUAAGAGACGACGUCGAGAGGUGGUUUAUGCCGAUCCACUCACCGAUAUCCAGUGGAUGAAAGCUGUUGAAAAUGGAGAAGACAUAUCGAUAUUUUCGAGCAAAGGAAGGAGAAAGGACCACCUCUCUGAUAUAUACGAGUCAACCACCUCGGACGAAAUGGUUGCGCAGACUUUCUCCGAGCAAAGGAAUGUGAGCAAACCAAUGGCGAGCGAUGAUAUUAGUGAUGAUUUGUCUAGCAGGACUCCGGGAAAGUACAGAUCUUUGUUUCAGAGCAGAGAAGAAGGUGAUGGUGAUGGUGAAGGUAGCAGCAGCUGGUAUGGCAACAUUGUCACAUGGAGGACACACAAGAGGAAGCGCUCAAGCCAUGGUUUGGAAACAAUCUGCAGAUUACAAUGGCUUUCAAAAAAAAAAAAUUGUUUCAGGUUUGGAGGGAGAUAGAGAAAGAGAGUCAAUUGCAUCUUCACCUACUGUCCAGAAUAACGAUAUUCCAAAGAACAUAGCUUGCUGGGGAUCCGUACUUGCUACUAUCAAGUAAGAUUUUGAUUUUUGUUAUAUUCAAUAUUUGUGGUUAGUUAUUUCAAUGACGAUGUUUUAAAAUUUUUGUUAUUUUCUUUUGGUUGUCCUUUAGCAUUUUCUUUAUAAAGAGAGGAUGUUGUCGUCUCAGGGCGAAUUAUUACGUCCGGACACCCGAAUAUACUAGGUCUUGGUGUAUUUUGAUGAUGUGACUCGUCUGGAUUGGUGUCCGGACGAAUCCGGACACCGGACGUAAUAAUUUGCCCCGUCUCAGGGAGUAAAAAAGAUUUGGGAUUAUAAUUCUUUGCAAAUAAUUCAUUGUAAAAUCCGCAGAGGCGGCAAAAAGGCAACUUUCAAUUGGAUGAAUUUGUAUAAAAUUAUUGUAUAUGUGGGUUUUUU
This is a messenger RNA of Dendrobium catenatum, 3980 nucleotides long. Its product is annotated as probable ATP-dependent DNA helicase CHR12. Lineage: Eukaryota; Viridiplantae; Streptophyta; Magnoliopsida; Asparagales; Orchidaceae. The transcript has 13 exons. Gene Ontology annotation, cellular component: nucleus. The record is from RefSeq and is a predicted model, not a curated record. Bases 165 to 3506 code for a protein of 1113 amino acids. Gene Ontology annotation, molecular function: histone binding; ATP-dependent chromatin remodeler activity; ATP binding. Gene Ontology annotation, biological process: positive regulation of transcription by RNA polymerase II.